Molecule: messenger RNA, 1494 nt
Organism: Pneumocystis jirovecii RU7
Lineage: Eukaryota; Fungi; Ascomycota; Pneumocystomycetes; Pneumocystales; Pneumocystaceae
Product: tRNA pseudouridine(38-40) synthase
Exons: 5
Coding region: 1-1494 (497 amino acids)
Biological process (GO): mRNA pseudouridine synthesis; tRNA pseudouridine synthesis
Cellular component (GO): nucleus
Molecular function (GO): pseudouridine synthase activity; RNA binding
Source: RefSeq, a predicted model, not a curated record
AUGUCUUUAUCAGACACUAAGGACAAUUUACAAGAGGUCUUUUUCCAGCCAGAAAUUAGCUAUACAGAGUGUACAGGAAGAAGUAUUUCAGAAAAACAUUAUGAUGAAAAAAAAAGAAAACUUAACACAGAACAGGAAGAAUUAGAGAUAAGAGAAACAAAAACAGACCGUAAACCUAAGAGAAAAGUUGCUUGUUUAAUUGGAUAUUGUGGGACGGGAUAUCAUGGGCUGCAAUUAAAUGAUCCUAGCCGUACGAUUGAAAGAGAUAUUUUUGAAGCACUUGUUCGAGUAGGAGCUAUUUCAGUGAUGAAUUCAGAUGAUCCGAAGAAGUCAUCGUUGAAUCGUGCAGCACGGACAGAUAGAGGAGUACAUGCAGCGUGUAAUCUUAUAUCUUUGAAAAUGAUUAUUGAACAACAGAAUUUGCUGGAAACAAUCAACGCAGCACUUCCAGAAAGUAUACGUAUGUGGAGCAUAACACGAACAUUAGGAUCAUUUAAUCCAAAAACGUUUUGUGAUUCAAGAAUUUAUGAAUAUUUGGUUCCAUCAUAUGUAUUUCUUCCUCCAUAUCCAAAGAGUUUUUUAGCACAACGUAUUACCAAACAUAGAGAAAUAAUAAACAAAGAAAAAAACUCUGUUUGGAUCUAUGGGAAUGAAUACAUGCUAUACUGCAAAGAUAAAAAAGAUAUAUGGGAUUUGGAGAAACAACACCAUUUAAAAAACCUUGAUAAUGAAACAUGUAUUUCAAACAAAAUUAUAAAUGAAAAUAACAAAGAACCGUUAUUUACAUCCAACCAAACUCAAGAAUCACAAGAAAAAGAAGAAGAAAGACGAAUAGAGUUAAAAAUAAAAAAAGAGUAUCGCAUAUCAGCUGAACGUCUUCAGUUAGUGCGAGAUGCUUUUAAAAUAUUUGAAGGAAGUCAUAAUUUUCAUAAUUUCACAGUAGGUAAGCCAUUUAAUGAUAAAAGCGUCUAUCGUAUGAUACGAUCGUUUACAGUCUCUGAUCCAAAAGUAAUACAGGAAAUAGAAUGGAUUUCUCUUAAGGUACAUGGUCAGUCUUUUAUGUUGCACCAAAUCCGAAAAAUGGUUGCAUUAAUUAUUCUUGUUGUUCGUUGUGGUACUCCAUUAUCUUUUAUAUCAGAAACAUUUAAGUCAACACGUUAUAACAUUCCAAAAGCUCCAAGUCUUGGAUUACUUCUAGAAAAACCAAUUUUUAGCGGUUACAACAAACGAGCAGAGAGCAUGAACAGAGAAAUUAUCGAUUCUUCUUUAUAUGAAAAAGAAAUAAAAAGAUUUAAAGAAACGUAUAUUUACGAUAAAAUAUUUUCUAAAGAAUCUAAAGAAAACAUAUAUCAUGGGUUUUUAAUUCAUAUUGAUUCAUGUACAACUAGUGAUUUCGAUUAUUUAACAUUUCCAACAAAUCAAUUAACUGAAUAUCAACAAAAAAAUGAACAUAUUUCACCUAGCAAAAUGGAAAAUCAGGAAAGCAAGAAAUAA